Molecule: messenger RNA, 735 nt
Organism: Neltuma alba
Lineage: Eukaryota; Viridiplantae; Streptophyta; Magnoliopsida; Fabales; Fabaceae
Product: small ubiquitin-related modifier 2
Exons: 3
Coding region: 98-391 (97 amino acids)
Molecular function (GO): protein binding
Source: RefSeq, a predicted model, not a curated record
UACCGUACGUCGGCGUUGCUGCUACUGUAAUUGGAGGCGAUCCGUUUUUCCGUUGGAGGGUUCCGAGGUUUUUUCUUCAAGUCCAAGUGAGCAGAAGAUGUCUGGAGUCGCGAACGAGGAGGACAAGAAGCCCACCGAUCAGGGGGCGCAUAUCAACCUUAAGGUCAAGGGACAGGAUGGGAAUGAAGUUUUCUUCAGGAUUAAGAGGAGCACUCAACUGAAAAAACUCAUGAAUGCUUACUGUGACCGACAAUCAGUGGAUUUUAAUUCCAUUGCCUUUCUCUUUGAUGGUCGUCGCCUUCGAGCAGAGCAGACUCCAGAUGAGCUGGAAAUGGAGGACGGAGAUGAAAUAGAUGCCAUGCUUCAUCAAACAGGAGGUUCUGUUGCCUAAUGGAAGUGGAGAUCUUUCCUCUGGCCUUGUUAUAAAUCUAGACUUACUUUAACUUGUUAUUGAUGCCUAAGAUGUAUCUUCCAUCAAGCUACUGCUAUGAUACUGCUCUUGCCGCUUGAGUUUGUAGGGUAUAUGUUUUCGUUGUCAAUAUAAAUUACUGAGUGGUUUCUACUAUCAUACUGAUGAAGUCUGAUAACUUAUUGGAUGCAUAAUUUACUGUCGUUUGUGCCUCAGCGAGCAAUGUAUGAGAUGCUUGUUUAUUGAUGGUUGGGGAUUUAAGCUUGCCUUCUUGUUGAUGUGAUGAAGGAUUAUCAUCUAUGCUUGAUCUUACGUUGGAUAUGUUA